GCCAAGCGGGAUUGUUCUGGGCCAUGCGCGUCCUCCCGAGGUGGCAGCGGGAAAGCUGCUAGUGGCGAGGGGGCGGCGUCACCAUGCGGUGACCCAUGUAAUCCCGCGACCCGGCACCACCCCCCUCUACACCAGCCAGGGCCGGGGAGCGAGGCGCUCAGCCCCACGGAGGAGAGGGCGGGACAGAGAUGCCCUGGGCCGCCUGCCAUGGUUCUCUCUCACCUGGGGCCCGCCGGGGCGCCGGGCGACCAGCCGCCUCUGCCCAGUCGACUCACGCUGCACCCGCUGGGCCAGGGGAGCUGCGCCGCGCCGGAGCCGCUGGCUCUGGGGGACCGGAGCCCGACGGCGCCCAUCUCCGCAAGCUGCGCGCACUACAGCCGGCACCCGAACGCAGCCCCAUGGGCCCAGGGCACCGGGCCACCUGCCCCCAGAGGCCGCUUCUCCCCCGGGGCCGCAGUCACCGGGCUACCUGCCCCCGGAAGCCGCUUCUCCCCCGCGGCCCGGCCCACGGCCGCCUCGGCCCCAGUGGAUCACAGCUGCACGCCGCCUCUCUCCGCCUGCUGGGCCACCUUCUCCAGGGACCAGAGCCUGACCCCGCCCUGGGACGGAGCCAGGCAGAGCUCCGGGCCGCCUGUGCCCAGAAGCUACGCGGUGUACUCCAUGGACGGGGGAACCGGCCCGGAUCCGCCCCUGCCCAAGACGUUCGCCGUGUCCUCCCUCGAGCGGACCCUGUUCUCUCACCUGGACCCCUCGGUGCAGCCGGGCCGUGGAGCCCCGUCCAUCCCCAUCAGCUGUGCCGUUUAUUCCAUGGAUAGCGCAUCGGCCAGCCCGGCCCCGCCUGCCGCCAGUCCCCCGCCGUUCCCGCCGCUGCUGCUGGCCGUGUACCCCGCCGGUCCGCACGGCCAAGCCCCGCGCCUGGAGCUGCUGGCGCAGAUCGACCGCAGCUGCACGCCCCCGCUCUCCGCCAGCUGUGCCGUGUACACGCGGUACUCGCCGCUCGACCCCUCCACCGGGCAGCUUGCACCGAGCCCGUAGCCCGGGCCAGCGACCGGCCAGGCCCUUCGGCUCCUGUGGCCCGGCCAUGGGGCACCCUGCAGCCUGCCCGCCUCCCCCCGCAGGCCCUUUCCUCCUGCAUCAGCCCCCGAAUAAAGCACAGGCUG
Pelodiscus sinensis (Chinese soft-shelled turtle) is the source of this 1160-nucleotide messenger RNA. The record is from RefSeq and is a predicted model, not a curated record. NCBI's taxonomy places the organism in Eukaryota, Metazoa, Chordata, Testudines, Trionychidae.